AGUCUCAAAAAGUCUAAAACCUUAACGAGCGAAUGGAGGAGCAAAACGCCGGCGACGUUCAAAAACGAGAUUGAGGAUCAGACCAUCAGAGGAUCCGAAGCCCGUCCGGCGGCGCAGUUCUUUUCCGAUCAUUAAUCUAAUUAAGCUUCAAAAGCUUCGCAAAUUCCAAAAGCUUUCACAUAAAAGACUAAAACCCGCGCUAAACCCUCUCUCUUUGCCUCUUUCUUCUCAUCUCAUCAUAACGCGUGUCCUUCUGACUCUCUCUUCCUCCUCCUCUCUUUCUUCUCUUUUCUCCUUACCGUGGUCCCAUAUCGAACUAAAUCUCUCGAUUCCGAAAGCUCGCAUUCCUAAAUCCAUCGGUUUUUUCACUUCAUUUUAAAUCUUUCCGUGCUGGUUUGGAUGGGCUAUGGCCGAACCUCCAUUACCUGCUGUGAAAGAGAACAACUUGUGGAAGGGUGUCUUCGCUGUCGUUGGGAUCAUAACCACCCUUGUUAUCUAUGGUGUCUUACAGGAAAAGAUCAUGAGAGUUCCUUAUGGGGAAAACAAAGAAUUUUUUAAAUACUCAUUGUUUCUUGUCUUCUGCAACCGCAUUACGACAUCUGCUGUGUCUGCAGGAGCUUUACUGGCAAGCAAAAAGGCCUUGGACCCUGUUGCUCCAAUUUAUAAGUAUUGCCUAAUAUCAGUAUCAAACAUACUGACCACAACAUGCCAGUAUGAGGCCCUGAAGUAUGUCAGUUUUCCAGUUCAAACACUUGCAAAGUGUGCCAAGAUGAUACCUGUAAUGGUUUGGGGCACAAUCAUUAUGCAGAAAAGAUAUAAGGGACAAGACUAUUUAUUGGCAGUCCUUGUGACACUGGGUUGUUCCAUAUUUAUUCUAUAUCCGACAACAGCUGACAUUAGUCCAUACAACAGAGGAAGGGAAAGCACAGUUUGGGGCGUUUCUUUAAUGGCUGGCUAUCUCGGGUACCAAUCCAAAAUACAUUAUCCUUGAAUUUGGCAGCUGAAA
Messenger RNA from Macadamia integrifolia, 1006 nucleotides. RefSeq names its product UDP-galactose/UDP-glucose transporter 5B-like. The record is from RefSeq and is a predicted model, not a curated record. Gene Ontology annotation, cellular component: endoplasmic reticulum membrane; Golgi membrane. Gene Ontology annotation, molecular function: 3'-phosphoadenosine 5'-phosphosulfate transmembrane transporter activity. Gene Ontology annotation, biological process: transmembrane transport. The coding region runs from base 407 to 991 and encodes 194 amino acids. Lineage: Eukaryota; Viridiplantae; Streptophyta; Magnoliopsida; Proteales; Proteaceae. The transcript is spliced from 7 exons.